This is a messenger RNA of Alnus glutinosa, 853 nucleotides long. RefSeq names its product membrane protein PM19L-like. Bases 131 to 625 code for a protein of 164 amino acids. NCBI's taxonomy places the organism in Eukaryota, Viridiplantae, Streptophyta, Magnoliopsida, Fagales, Betulaceae. The record is from RefSeq and is a predicted model, not a curated record. The transcript is spliced from 4 exons.
UCAUGCCAUGCUAUUAUAAGACCCCUUCUUGCACAAAGCACAUGCAUAUCAAGUAGUAAUCUUCCCUGCACUUUUAGGGUUCCUGAAAAACUCCUCCCUCUUUCCCUAUUCUGUAGCAGAUUGUUCAAAGAUGGCUGGUGAGCAAUUGAAACCAGUUGCCGGGCUCCUUUUGAUCCUGAAUUUCUGCAUGUAUGUCAUAGUUCUGGGCCUUGGCGGGUGGGCAAUGAACAGAGCAAUUGAUCAUGGGUUCAUCAUCGGUUUGAGCAGUGCAGGACCUGGAUUUGAUCUUCCGGCACAUUUUUCACCCAUAUACUUCCCGAUGGGAAAUGCUGCGACUGGGUUCUUUGUCAUGUUUGCUUUGCUCGCCGGAGUUGUUGGUGCUGCAUCAACAAUAUCUGGAUUGAACCAUCUUCGUUCUUGGACUCUAGAAAGCUUGCCAUCUGCCGCUGCAACAGCUGCCAUUGCUUGGACUCUUACACUCCUCGCCAUGGGGUUUGCCUGCAAAGAGAUUGAGCUACGCAUCAGAAAUGCCCGUCUGAGAACGAUGGAGGCAUUCCUAAUCAUCCUUUCGGCGACGCAGCUUGCUUACAUUGCAGCCAUUCAUGCCGCUGCAUCAAGAAGAUGAACCUGAAAGUUGAUUAACAUGGUGUCUGUGUGACUUGUCUUCUUUUUCUUUUAUCUUUUUUCUUUUUUUUUGGUUCAUUUUUUACCCCUUAACCGUGUACAAAAACCUGGCCAAAGAUUUGGCAGGCUUUGGUGUGAAUGGUGUGAUUACAAUUUGAUUUGAUUUGAUUUGUAUAAACAAAUAAUAAGAGAUGGUUUGCUAAAAAAUUUGCUAUAUUUCUGUGUAUCA